AUGCUACACAAACAUAAUGGUUGACAUGUGGGAUGACCGAAUACUCACACCUCGGGGAUCGGGCAUUAUUUUAUUCACGCGGGGUCCACGCUCUAUGUAAGGAUCGGCCACCUAUUUGGUCAUCAAAAUUCGAGCACUUUGACAUUUUCCAAAUCUCAAGGCCCACCAAGCAUGCCUAGGAUAAAAAUGGGAGAAAUAUCUCUAUUCCAGCCAAAGCUCUGAACAUAGUUUGGGGCAAAGAUGGCCGCUACUGGAAACUACCAGACAAUCCUAAUAUGCCUGCAGAACUGUUGCAGGUGUCCUGGCUUGAAGUUAGCAGUUGUGUUGAUGGGAUAAAUCCUAAAAAGAAGUACGAAGUGGGGUUCAAAAUAUCGUUAAAGGUAGACGCAUUUGGUUGGAACAAGUAUCCUGUCUACAUUAUGAUGAAGAGAGGACAGGAGGGUGAAAUUUCUUGGAAAAAAGUCUCUUUGAACACCAAUAAUGGUAAUGGAAACCAACCAUUUGAGAUAUUAGGUGAGCUGAUGAAGACGGAGAAGCACAUGACUGAUACUAAGCUUUAUUUUGGUUUAUAUGAAGUGUGGAGUGGGAAGUGGAAAGGAGGCCUGCAAAUUCACGGUGCCUUUGUCAGAGAAGCAGCAUCUUAAGUGCAAAUUCCUUCUUUACAAUGAAUAAUGUAUUAUCUGCUUUAUAUUUUUGAAAGUUAUUCAAUCAGAAAAUAAGAGGCAUGAGAGAAUUAAAGUGAAGAAAAUUAUGUAUUGAUAUUCGAGAUAAGCCAGAUUUAUUUGCUGGCAGCGCUGUAUUAAUUGUAAUACAUUAGAGAUGAUUGGAGCUCAUGAUGUUUUCUUUUUGUAAUAAACUUCAUCACUUUUCCUCAUUCAA
Messenger RNA from Olea europaea var. sylvestris, 879 nucleotides. Its product is annotated as protein PHLOEM PROTEIN 2-LIKE A9. NCBI's taxonomy places the organism in Eukaryota, Viridiplantae, Streptophyta, Magnoliopsida, Lamiales, Oleaceae. The coding region runs from base 276 to 644 and encodes 122 amino acids. The record is from RefSeq and is a predicted model, not a curated record. The transcript is spliced from 3 exons.